Molecule: messenger RNA, 1927 nt
Organism: Silurus meridionalis
Lineage: Eukaryota; Metazoa; Chordata; Actinopteri; Siluriformes; Siluridae
Gene: oaz2a
Product: ornithine decarboxylase antizyme 2a
Biological process (GO): positive regulation of protein catabolic process
Cellular component (GO): cytoplasm; nucleus
Molecular function (GO): ornithine decarboxylase inhibitor activity
Source: RefSeq, a predicted model, not a curated record
UGCUCUUCGCUCAUUGCGAGUGCUGCGCUGCUCAGUGCGCAGGUCUGCACACGCACACACACACACACACAGACGCGCGCGCGCGCGCACACACACGCACACAACACAAGCCCUCGGUGCACAUCGCACCUCACCGCUCGGAGCUCGGACUGGGAUACGGAUGGUGAAUUACUCCGUGGAGCUCCUGCUGAACAGUUAUUGUUUUGGUUGUCAGAGAAAAGACAGGACCCUCGUUACGUCACAGGUGACCAUGCGCGAUACAGAGGAGAGUGCUUCUCUAGUGGCCUCAAGACUGCACUGCUCCAGGCAGCAGGCUCCAGGGCCUCUGUGGUGCUCCGAUGCCCCUCACCCACUAACGAAGAUCCCGAGUGGGCGAGGGACCGGAAGGGAUCUCCCUCUCAGCGCAACUCUUCACAAAGACGAAAGGUUGACAGUGACCCGGUCGGGUGCGGUGACUGGAUCCCCGUCGAUCCUUCACUUCCAGUACAAGCUGAACGAGCGCCGUUUCUCCUGCUGGGACACGGUGCUGGCAACCAACUGCCUUUAUCUGGAGAUCCCACACGGAGUUCUGCCAGAGGGAAGCAAAGAGGGGCUCACCAGUCUGCUGGAGUUUGCAGAGGAGACUCUGAAAGUCGGCUACGUGUUCCUGUGGUUCGACAAAACCAGAGAGGAUCGAAUGUUCAUAACCAGGACCUUCCACUACAUGGGAUUCGAGGUCGUGAAACCCGAUCACGCUCUGGUGCAGACCCGGCCCGAUCUCUUCUUCAUGGUCUACUCUAUGGACAGCAGCAGCUCUGAUGAAGAAUGAGCGCUUCGUGCUGUGGCCACAGGCCCAACCGAUCCCAGCUAGACCUCGCUCUUUUUCCUCCAUGUCCACAAAAUUGCCUCCUUAACCCCGUUUUCAGCAGUAGAAAUGGGGGCUGAACGGAAGUGGGAACGGAGACCGGAUCCUACAGAUUGGUUGACAUCCCAGUUCGUGGGUUCUACAAGCAACGUACAGAGUAUAUUCCUUAUAUGUGCUUUAGACAGGAUGUAGUUACGAGGGAAAUCGUACAAGGGAAAGACUUCGCUUAAUAGAUGGAGGGUCAUACUGCAGUACGGGAAAAAUAACUUUUCUUUUUUCCGAUUUCUCACUCAUCUGUUGGUCACCAUUUCUUUUUUCGAGUAGAUCUCACACAACAAUCGAGUUUCAAACUCGCCCCCUGCGUAUUCCAGCAGUCAUAAGACAUCCUAAAAAUUUGUGUUUAAUAAUCCGUAAUAUUGCUUGAAGCUCUCCGCAGUAAAUUAUUUAUUCAUCAAUGGUGCUCCAUAAAAGUGAGGGGGAAAAUGCGGUUCUGAGGCUAUGAUGCUACAACCAUUUUAGGAAUUAGGCCGAGUUGAGACGUGAUUCAAAACGCACGUGAGUCUACCGGCUGUAGAUUUUAUUCUGCUCAAGUCUUAAGAUAUUUAUUUUUUUGCAAAAUAAACCCGGAUCUUAAGAUGUGUGCACGCGAACGUACGUCGCACCACAGAAUACUUUCUUUUUAAGCUAACCCCCCCCCUUCCCCCAGCCCCCUCUAAAGUUUGCACGUUUUUCUUACCUUUAAUACAAGUAGCCGCGUUACUCGGGCACGAAUGUUAAACAGUAGACAAGGCCUAAUCACAUUCCCCGCAGCUGGAGCUCUCUGACCGCUCCGAUCUUCUGACCCGCACACGCUCAAGUCGGACCUGCGGACGCCGAGAGCAAGUGCUCGGGCUCCAUCUCUGGGAUUCUGCACGUGUAUAUACUUAUCUUACAUUCAUAGAGUUCAUUGUAAGCCAUGACAAUAAGCUGUUAUAUUAAAAAAAAAAAAAGAAAAAAGUUUGUCUGCAUCGAUUGAUUCAAUUGUGUUUCUAGUUUGUUUACGGUUUAAACAACCUUUGACAAUCCAUCCAUAUACCCAGACUC